CGCGUUUUACAGGUUUUUAUUCCAGUUAAUUGUAAUUAAUGAAAUAUAUUUGUUUUAUUUAAUGUUCGGUAGCCCGUGUAUGGCAGACGUAUACACAGUUUGCUGAAAGCUGCUGAUUCCAGAGAACCAUGUUUGUUUUAUAUGAAACUCCAGCUGGAUAUGCUAUAUUCAAGCUUCUGGACGAAAAAAAACUCCAGGAAAUCGAUAACCUCUAUUUGGAAUUCGAAUCUCCAGAAAAGGCCAACAAGGUAGUCAAGUUAAAGCAUUUUGAAAAAUUUGCUGAUACAACUGAAGCACUAUCUGCUGCCACGGCUGCGGUUGAAGGGAAACUUUCUAAACCGCUCAAGAAAACCCUUAAAAAGCUCGUAUCUGAUGAUGUUCAAAAUCAGUUGCUUGUAGCCGAUGCAAAAUUAGGAAGUGCCAUCAAGGAUAAACUGGCCUUGCAAUGUGUAUCCAAUACCGCUGUUCAAGAGCUAAUGCGCUGCAUUCGUUCUCAAUCGGAAAGUUUGCUUUCUGGAUUGCCCAAAAAGGAGAUGGCCGCAAUGGCUUUGGGUUUGGCUCAUUCAUUGUCUCGGUAUAAGCUAAAAUUCUCACCGGAUAAGAUUGACACCAUGAUUGUGCAGGCGCAAUGCCUUCUAGAUGAUCUAGAUAAGGAGCUGAAUAAUUACAUGAUGCGCGCUAGAGAAUGGUUUGGUUGGCAUUUUCCAGAACUAGGAAAAAUUCUGACGGAUAAUAUUGCGUUUAUUAAAACCAUAAAACUAGUUGGAACUCGUGACAACAUGGCCACCACGGAUCUCUCUGAUAUCUUGCCCGACGAGUUGGAAGAAAAGGUUAAAGAAGCAGCGGAAAUUUCCAUGGGAACAGAAAUUUCGGAAGAAGAUAUUGUAAAUAUACAAAACUUGUGCGAUGAAAUCCUAUCCAUCAAUGAGUAUCGUACACAUUUAUACGAUUACCUGAAGACACGGAUGAUGGCCAUGGCUCCAAAUUUGACAGUGUUGGUUGGAGAAACCAUUGGAGCACGUCUCAUCGCACAUGCCGGGUCGCUGGUAAAUCUGGCUAAACAUCCUGCGUCGACUGUGCAGAUUUUAGGUGCCGAAAAGGCUCUAUUCCGAGCACUUAAAACUAAGAAAGACACUCCCAAGUACGGUAUCAUUUUUCAUGCUAGUUUGAUUGGUUCAGCUAGUGCCAAAAAUAAAGGCAAAAUUUCCCGAUCGUUAGCGGCCAAAGCCUCUCUAGCAACACGUGUCGAUGCCUUCGGCGAAGAUGUGACUAUGGAGUUAGGUACUGAACACCGUGCAAAACUGGAAAUGCGUUUACGUAUGCUGGAAGAAGGCAAUCUGUCGCGACUUUCUGGUACCGGCAAAGCUAAGUCUAAGCUAGAAAAGUACCACUCUAAAAGCGAGGUAAAGGUAUUCAAAAUCGGGGAAGACAGCACUCUUCCCAUCGGUAAGAAACGCAAGCUUUCAGAAGGUAUUGAAAUUGGUGACGAAGUCGAGGAUGAACCAUCAGACAAAUCGAUUGCUGGAGAGUCAUCUAAGACGAAAAAGAAAAAGAAGCAGAAGGACGUUGAAAGUGCUCAAGCUUUGAUGACAGUAAAAACUGAAGACGAAGAAAUUGUACACACCGAGAAAAAGAAAAAGCCGCAAGAAGCAGAAAAAGCAUUAAUGCACGAGGAAGUCUCCCAGGAAGAAAUCACUGAGACGCCAAAAUCGGAAAAGAAAAAGAAGAAGAAGAAAUCGAAGGAAUAAAGUUUCAUACAGUUACAUU
Ochlerotatus camptorhynchus is the source of this 1767-nucleotide messenger RNA. RefSeq names its product nucleolar protein 58-like. The record is from RefSeq and is a predicted model, not a curated record. The transcript is spliced from 6 exons. Gene Ontology annotation, molecular function: snoRNA binding. The coding region runs from base 129 to 1748 and encodes 539 amino acids. NCBI's taxonomy places the organism in Eukaryota, Metazoa, Arthropoda, Insecta, Diptera, Culicidae. Gene Ontology annotation, cellular component: box C/D methylation guide snoRNP complex; small-subunit processome.